UGCUUUUUAGUUUUUUCCCAGCAAAAAGAGUGAAAAAGAGAAAAUCUUUGGUCCAAACCAAAAGAAACGUUCCCUUUUUUUAAUUUGUCUCUUUGCUUUAAUAAUUUCCUUCUCACCGAAACACACACCACAACCAAUUCUCUUCUCCUUCUUCCUCUUUCACAAAUUCGUCAUCUGGGUAUUCUUAAAUUUCUCACAAAUUCAUUUACUUUUUUGUUCUGUUCCGAGAUUUCAAGGUUCACUAUCGAUUCUGAAACUCUUGGAACAAUCCAGAUUCUUGGUUAGCAGGUGGGGAAGCAUUAAUCAUGUAUUUAUGAUACACUGCUCCAUUAUUAUUACGAGAGAGUUGAAAGUUUCCUUUUUGACUCGUUUUUAAAGGCAAGGAAGAAGAAAGACUUUGUUUUUAAAAUGCCAAUGUUUCAGCCUUCUAAGAACGGUGGGUUUGAUGGGCAUAUCUUAGAUCUACACUCGGCGGUUAAAGACGGUGUUCUUGGCGGCGGAGAUGGGAAAUUUCUGGUGGUUGUUACCGAUGAGAAGAAGAAAUUGGAUUUGAAGGAGAUGAUUUCUGAGCUGGAAUUACCUGAAAUACCCUCUGUUUUCAUCUGUCCUAUCUCUCUAGAGCCGAUGCAAGAUCCAGUGACCUUGUGUACUGGUCAAACCUACGAGAGGUCCAACAUUCUCAAAUGGUUCAAUAUAGGGCAUUGUACUUGCCCAACGACGAUGCAAGAGCUUUGGGAUGAUUUGGUCACUCCUAACAAGACUCUUCACCAAUUGAUCUACACUUGGUUUUCACAGAAGUAUGUUUUGAUGAAGAAACGAUCUGAAGAUGUGCAAGGACGUGCUAUUGAGAUUCUGGGUACGUUGAGAAAGGCUAAAGGGAAAGCAAAGGUUCAUGCUUUAAGCGAGCUUAAGCAAGUUGUGAUGGCUCACGCUAUUGCUAAGAAGACUGUUGUUGAUGAAGGUGGAGUCUUUGUGAUCUCUUCUCUUUUAAGUCCUUUUACUUCUCACGCUGUUGGAUCUGAGGCUAUAGCUAUUCUUGUUAAUCUUGAGCUUGACUCUGAUUCCAAAGCUGGAUUGAUGCAACCAGCUAGGGUCUCGUUGAUGGUUGAUAUGUUGAAUGAUGGUUCGAUUGAAACUAAGAUCAAUUGUGCUAGAUUGAUUGGAAGGUUGGUGGAGGAGAAAGGUUUUAGAGCAGAGCUUGUUUCUAGUCAUAGUUUGCUUGUUGGAUUAAUGAGAUUGGUUAAAGAUAGGAGACGAAGAAACGGCGUUUCGCCUGCGUUAACGCUGCUCAAAUCGGUUUCUGUUCAUAAACAAGUUAGGAACUUGUUGGUUAGGAUUGGUGCAGUUCCUCAAUUGGUUGAUGUUUUGCCAUGUUUGGAUGUGGAGUGUUUAGAGUCAGCUCUUUUCGUGUUGGAUUCGUUAUGUUUAGAAAGCGAAGGCAGAAUUGCUUUGAAAGAUUCGGUUAACACGAUUCCGCAUACCGUUAGGUUACUGAUGAAGGUAUCAGAGAAAUGCACAAACUAUGCGAUAUCGAUUCUUUGGUCAGUUUGCAAAUUAGCUUCUGAAGAAUGUUCAUCUCUUGCUGUUGAAGUUGGUUUGGCUGCAAAGCUUUUGCUUGUGAUACAAAGUGGAUGUGAUCCAGCUUUGAAGCAACGUUCAGCUGAGCUAUUGAAGUUAUGUAGUCUACAUUAUUCAGACUCAAUGUUUAUCUCCAAAUGUAAACUCACAAGAACUAUCCAAUAAAAGACUGAUCAAGUUUUCACCUUUCGGGUCAAAAUCACACAACGGAUCUGCCCCAUCUUGUUGAUGUAUAUAGAAAUGAAGAAGCUCAAGGAGUAUGAGAGUAAGAAACGAGUUUCGAUGUGUUGAAUUCUAUUUUGCAAUGUUAUUUGAAUAAUAAUAGUUAAGUAGAAGUAAACUGUAUAAAUCUUUUUGUUGUGGUUGGUUCAUUAUUCAGUAGAAGAAUAGAUUGAAGAAAGGAAUCAUUUUUUUGGCCUCUUGUAAGUUACUAGCUGUUUGUGAGUCAUAAUAAUUGGAGAAAUUAUUGAUCUAUGAAUCGUUUUAUUUGACACUCUUAUAACCCUUAGUGAUUCUUGAUAGAACAGUAGGAUUAGAAAACAGAUAUGGGUGGGUUUCAGAUUUGUGGAGGGGAAUAAAAGUCUUAUUUUUUGAACAUGCAUUGGUCUGAUUUGUAUGCACUGUGUAAAUGAAUGAACAAUUGAAAAGAAAGGAUGAUUUGACUUAUGAAUCGUUUCAACAGUUCACUGUUUGUUUAUCUCUGUUUUUUAUUUAAUUGGCUAUGAGAAUCUGAACAUAUCUCUUGGAAACAUUGUAUCAGUGAGUGUGAUGUCACUGAU
Molecule: messenger RNA, 2357 nt
Organism: Arabidopsis thaliana (thale cress)
Lineage: Eukaryota; Viridiplantae; Streptophyta; Magnoliopsida; Brassicales; Brassicaceae
Product: ARM repeat superfamily protein
Exons: 1
Coding region: 409-1743 (444 amino acids)
Biological process (GO): protein ubiquitination
Molecular function (GO): ubiquitin-protein transferase activity; ubiquitin protein ligase activity
Source: RefSeq, marked reviewed